Messenger RNA from Dreissena polymorpha, 894 nucleotides. Its product is annotated as neo-calmodulin-like. Bases 9 to 500 code for a protein of 163 amino acids. The record is from RefSeq and is a predicted model, not a curated record. NCBI's taxonomy places the organism in Eukaryota, Metazoa, Mollusca, Bivalvia, Myida, Dreissenidae. The transcript is spliced from 5 exons. Gene Ontology annotation, molecular function: calcium ion binding.
UCUUUAAAAUGGCAUCAACCGAGAAACGGAAAAAUGUCACACGGAAUAAAAAAGAAAAAGGAAUACAGAAGGUCAAACCAGCUAUAGAUGAGAUCUUUGAUCAGAUGGACCAGAACCAUGAUGGGCGGAUCUCUGUGCACGAGCUCAAAAAGGCAGCUCGUCUACUUGGCUUAAACCCUACCCUCAAGGAAGCUGAGCAGAUGAUUGAAGACUGCAAUCCGCGCGAAAAGGGUUAUGUGGCUCGCGCGGAGUUCCGGAAGCUGUUCGAAAGCAAAGAGAAGGACAUGGGCAUGCAGGUCGAGCAGAUAAAGGCGGCAUUCAAAGUCUUCGACAAGGAUAAUAGUGGCGCACUCACCCGUGAUGAGAUCUUGUCUGUGCUGAGGCUAGCGGGGGACAAGGUAGAUGACGCAGAGUUAGAUGAUAUGAUUUCAAGAGUGGACGUCGAUGGGGACGGAAAGAUCUCUAUUGAAGAAUUUGCAGAGUUGGUAUGUAAUACAUGAGCCAGGCACGACAAUUGAACGAGAACUUAUAGCAACCUUUUGCUCAAUGUAUAAUUGUUGUUUGUCUCAAAUUGUGCGGAACCCAUUAAGUAUGGUGCGUUUUUAUGCAAUUACCAAUUACCAAUACUAAUUGUACAGUAUUUAAAUUAUUAUACUAUGACUAGUGUAAUUACCUAUAUAUGUAUUGCAACAUUUACCACUGAUUAUGUUUAUUGUUUAACAAAGUAAUUAACAUAUAUGUAUGUAUAUUUGCAAUUAUUUAGGUUUGAUAUGGCGUGUAUGAAUAUAUACAUUUCAAUAUGUAAAUGCUAACAAUAUAUAAAACAAUCUUCAUGUUGAUUUGUUAAAAACAUAUAUGUAUUCAGGUUCAUAUUAACUUCGUUGAGUCAUUUAU